AUGUUCUCCUCCCUUAAAAGCGCGGCCCUCGUCGGUCUCGUCGCCCUCUCAUCACUGGGCGCUGUCUCCGCAAAAGGCGCCUUGGGCGUCAAGGCUGCCAAGGUCUCUGUCACCUCGCCCGAUGGUCUCAACGACGCGACAUAUACUCUGAAAGAGCCCGCUCCCAUCUCAGCACCCAUCGACCUCUCUGAAUCCUCCAUCUUCAAGCUUUCAUUCACUGUCGUCGACACCGUGUCUGGCGAGUCGGUCUACCCUCAACAAGCUUCGCUGCUGUUUGAAGAUCCCAAGGGAGACGAUGUCACUCUUCCAGUGACUGUCAAGAGCAAUGGCAAAGCUCAGCUUACCAUCAACGCUGCCAAACCCCACCCAGCCCUCCUCCCCACCCACGGCAAGUUCCACCUCACCCUACUCCUCUCCGCCUUGGACGAAUACGCCCCUCUCGCCUACCCCUUGGGCGAGCUCUCCUUGCCGUCUUCGGUCCUCCAGCCUAUUCCUAGGAAGCGACACGACCUGCCCGCUAGGGCGGGCGAGCCUGCGUUCCAGCCUGAGCAGGAGCUGUUCCACACUUUCAGUGAAAAUCCCAAGACUGUUGGAUGGUUGAAGAGUGGAAGCGGGGUUGCGAUCACGCUCGCGCCUUGGGGGUUGCUUUUCGCUUUGGUCGGCAAGCUUUCUCCCUCCCUCAGCUUGCAGACCCCCGCCGUCUCUUCCGUCAUCUUCCUGAUAGUACUCGCUGCCAUUGAGACGCUUAUCUUUGUCUACUGGGUUGGACUCAAGUUGUACCAACUCUUUCCCCCUUUCCUCGCUCUCUGCGCCAUCGCCGCUUACACCGGUCUGGUCGCUCUUCGGGAGAUGCGCGUGCAAAGACUGAAGGCGGGCGGUGUGCCUUAG
This is a messenger RNA of Cryptococcus wingfieldii CBS 7118, 888 nucleotides long. RefSeq names its product oligosaccharyltransferase complex subunit delta (ribophorin II). The record is from RefSeq and is a predicted model, not a curated record. Gene Ontology annotation, cellular component: membrane; oligosaccharyltransferase complex. Gene Ontology annotation, biological process: protein N-linked glycosylation. Bases 1 to 888 code for a protein of 295 amino acids. Lineage: Eukaryota; Fungi; Basidiomycota; Tremellomycetes; Tremellales; Cryptococcaceae. The transcript has 5 exons.